AAGCUGGCAGCAGAGUGCCAGAGCGCGGGCUAUAGCGGCACGCUGAUCCCCUAUAAGUGUGACCUGUCCUGUGAGGAGGACAUCCUGUCCAUGUUCUCUGCCAUCAAGACGCUGCACCUGGGGGUGGACGUGUGUAUCAACAAUGCAGGCUUGGCCCACAAUGAACCCCUGCUCAGUGGCAAGACAGACGGCUGGAAGAACAUGAUCGACGUGAGUGGACAACACACACACUGUACACAUACAGUUGAAGUCGGAAGUUUACAUACACCUUAGCCAAAUUACAUUUAAAUUAAGUUUUUCACAAUUCCUGACAUUUAAUCCUAGUAAAAAUUCCCUGUCUUAGGUCAGUUAGGAUCACCACUUUAUUUUAAGAAUGUGAAAUGUCAGAAUAAUAGUAGAGAGAAUGAUUUAUUUCAGCUUUUAGUUCUUUCAUCACAUUCCCAGUGGGUCAGAAGUUUACGUACACUCAAUUAGUAUUUGGUAGCAUUGCCUUUAAAUUGUUUAACUUGGGUCAAACGUUUCGGGUAGCCUUCCACAAACGUCCCACAAUAAGUUGGGUGAAUUUUGGCCCAUUCCUCCUGACAGAGCUGGUGUAACUGAGUCAGGUUUGUAGGCCUCCUUGCUCGCACACACUUUUUCAGUUCUGCCCACAGAUUUUCUAUAGGAUUGAGGUCAGGGCUUUGUGAUGGCCACUCCAAUACCUUGACUUUGUUGUCCUUAAGCCAUUUUGCCACAACUUUGGAAGUAUGCUUGGGGUCAUUGUCCAUUUGGAAGACCCAUUUGCGACCAAGCUUUAACUUCCUGACUGAUGUCUUGAGAUGUUGCUUCAAUAUAUCCACCUAAUUUUCCUUCCUCAUGAUGCCAUCUAUUUUGUGAAGUGCACCAGUCCCUCCUGGUGCAAAGCACCCCCACAGCAUGAUGCUGCCACCCCCGUGCUUCACGGUUGGGAUGGUGUUCUUCGGCUUGCAAGGAACCCCUUUUUCCUCCAAACAUAACGAUGGUCAUUAUGGCCAAACAGUUCCAUUUUGUUUCAUCAGACCAGAGGACAUUUCUCCAAAAAGUACGAUCUUUGUCCCCAUGUGCAGUUGCAAACCGUAGUCUGGCUUUUUUAUGGUGGUUUUGGAGCAGUGGCUUCUUCCUUGCUGAGCGGCCUUUCAGAUUAUGUCGAUAUAGGACAUGUUUUACUGUGGAUAUAGAUACUUUUGUAACUGUUUCCUACUGCAUCUUCAAAAGGUCCUUUGCUGUUGUUCUGGGAUUGAUUUUCACUUUUCGCACCAAAGUACUUUAUCUCUAGGAGACAAAACGCGUCUCCUUCCUGAGCGAUAUGACGGCUCUGUGGUCCCAUGGUGUUUAUACUUGCGUACUAUUGUUUGUACAGAUGAAUGCGGUACCAAGGAUGAACCAGACUUGUGGAGGUCUACAAUUUUUUUUCUGAGGUCUUGGCUGAUUUCAUUUGAUUUUCCCAUGAUGUCAAGCAAAGAGGCACUGAGUUUGAAUGUAGCCCUUGAAAUACAUCCACAGGUACACCUCCAAUUGACUCAAAUGAUGUCAAUUAGCCUAUCAGAAGCUUCUAAAGCCAUGACAUCAUUUUCUGGAAUUUUCCAAGCUGUUUAAAGGCACAGUCAACUUAGUGUAUAUAAACUUCUGACCCACUGCAAUUGUGAUACAGUGAAUUAUAAGUGAAAUAAUCUGUCUGUAAACUAUAGUUUGUUAACAAGAAAUUUGUGGAGUGGUUGAAAAACAAUUUUUAAUGAUUCCAACCUAAGUGUAUGUAAACUUCCGACUUCAACUGUAGGUUUACACACAUACACGCUUUAACGAGCAGAAAUACAAAUGAAGAGGAUAACUAGCUAAGCAAGUGAAAUACUUGCAGUUGUAGAGUAGGUGGUGUGAAGCAUAGUUCAGGGGGUUCAGUGAACCCACAUAACCACACACACACACACACUCCCCCUCACAAGAAGUCGUUUCAUUGGUUAUGAGAGGAGACCUGGCAGUGGUACUACAAAGAGAUCCACUUGUGGAAGAAGCCAGGCAUUAUUUCCCUCCAUCUAUUAUGCUGGGCCUUUUCUUUACACUGUGAUUCAUGGAGCUCUUGACCAUUCCAUUCAAGACCCCCAGGCUGAGCCUCCCUACUCAAAAAGUAGUCCCAUCCCUCCAGAGGAGCUGAGCAUUUCUAACGCCUGUCCAUCUGUUGCCAUGGCAGCCAAGAUCAGUGUGUAUGGCGUGUAUAUUUUUAGAUGGUGUAAUCUGUAUGCAGACCUUGUUCUGCAACGGCAACCCCCCAAUGCUACCUUAGCAACGCCACUGUGGCUUUAACCUGCCCUGCCUGGCGUCACUCUCAAAGUCACUGUGACAUGGUCACAUGAUGGAGGAGACAGGUCAGGUUCAGAUGACACAAUCUGACACAGUGACACACAGUGACACUCUCUCUACCUGUGUGACCAGCCAGUAUCUGAGGUCAUUUGUGGUCUGUUGUCAUUUUUUGGGAUGUAAUUUCAGAAGGGGCCUUAGCUUUGACACUGUUGAGAACUAUAACUGUAUUCUCAUUCACCUAGACGGUCUUUUUGUGUGUGAAGGCAGAUGCAGGUGCUUGUUUUUGACAGAAGCUCUCCCCUAUAGGUGAAUGUCCUGGCCUUGUCCAUUUGUACCCGUGAGGCCUACCAGUCAAUGAAAGAGCGGAAUGUGGACGAUGGCCACAUCAUCAAUAUUAACAGGUAGACUACAGCUUCUUUACAACCCAUUAAAUGCCUGUCACAACUGACAUUUAAAUGAUUAAAUACUCUCUCAGGAGAUACAGUGAGGAAGGCCUACAAUUUUACUCUUGGUUUUAGACAGAAGAUUCAGAGGGAUACAGGAUGGGGGUGUAGCACAAUCAUAUACAUGCCAUUAUCUCACUUUCUCUCUCUUUUUCUCCCUCCCGCCCUCCCUGCUAUAGUAUGGGGGGACAUAGAAUGGUACCUAGUGCAGAUGAACAUUUCUACUGUGCCACAAAAUAUGCUGUGACUGCUCUAACCGAGGGGCUGCGGCAAGAGCUACGGGAAGCAAAGACCCACAUCAGAGCCACGGUGAGCAGAGCAACAUUACCUUGUCACAGUUUUUCAUAUGAAUCUGACAAAUGUCUUAUACAAUUAUUAGAUAGAAAGAUGAUUGUUGAGUAUGUGUGUGUGUUCGUCCGUGCAUGUGUAUGCAUGUCUGUCUGUGUGUGUGUCACGAUCGUCGGUAAGAGAUGAGGACCAAGGCGCAGCGUUGCAGACGAACAUACUCUUUAUUUAUGAUACACGAUCAAAACAACAAAACGAUAACGUGACAGUUCACGGUCUAACACAAACCAACUAGAAACAAGAACCCACAAACACAAAGGGAAAAACAGACAGUUUAAAUAUGGCUCCCAAUCAGAGACAACCAGCCACAGCUGACACUCGUUGCCUCUGAUUGGGAGUCACUCAGGCCAACAUAGAAAUAAACAAACUAGAACUCCCAACAUAGAAAUAGAAUACAUAGAUCUACACACCCUGGCUCAACAUAACAGUGUCCCCAGAGCCAGGGCGUGACAGUACCCCCCCCUAAAGACGCGGACUCCGACCGCGGCAACUAAAUACCACAGGGGAGGGACCGGGUGGGCACUCCGCCUUGGCGGCGGAUCCGGCUCCGGGCCUGAUCCCCACUCCCUCUCCAACCCCCCAAAGUACCCCUGGUCCGGUCUGGCCCCGCUGGCCGGAGCUGGACUGCACACUGAUGGAGCGGAUUGCUCUAGCUCCGGCGUAACGCAUCUGACCGGUGCCGGACCAGGCACCAGUGGAACAGGCACGGGCCGUGCUGGACUGACGACGCACACCACUGGCUUGGUGUGAGGAGCAAGAGCGGGCCGAACCGGGCUGGCGACGCGCACCAUUGGCUUGGUGCGGGAAGCAGGACCGGACCGGGCUGACGAUGCGCACCCCUGGCUUGGUGCGUGGAGCAGCAACGGGCCGGACCGGGCUGACGAUACGCACCCCUGGUUUGGUGCGUGGAGCAGGAACGGGCUGGACCGGCCUGACGACUCGCACCCCUGACUUGGUGCGAGUGGCAGGAACAUGCCGGACCGGGCUGGCGACGCGCACCAUAGGCUUGGUGCGGGGAGCAGGAACAGGCCGGGCCGGGCUGGCGAAUCGCACCAUAGGCUUGGUGCGAGGAGCAGGAACAGGCCGGGCCGAGCUGGCGACGCGCACCGUAGGCUUGGUGCGAGGGGCAGGAGCAGGCCGGGCCGGGCUGGCGACGCGCAACUUAGGCUUGGUGCGAGGAGCAGGAACAGACCGGACCGUACUGGGGACACACACCACUGGCCCUACACCGGGAUCUGGAACGGGCCGGACCGGACUGGUAACACACCCCAGUACCUCUCGCCGUGCCUCUACACCUUCCAUCCCCUCUUCGACCAGUGGCCCCCGUAACCUGGCGGCCUCCUCUGCCAACCCGCUGGACCGCUCUAUCGCGGCCUCCUGCUGCCCCGACGUCGUGAGCCCCCCCCUAAAAAUGUUCUGGGGGUCUCUCUUCCCCGUGGGCCAGGCCUCUAUAGUUCUCGCCCAACUCUCGCUCUUCUGCUUCCAACUCCCGCCAUUCAGCUCCUCAUUUGGCUUGACCCAGUUGAAGCUCUUCCUCCACUGUUCCCAAGUCCACCCUCUCUGCUCCUCACUAGGCUUGACCCAGUCGAGGUUGCCACGGAGAUCUGCUAGCGAUUCCCCUGGCGAUGGCUCCUGGACACGCUGCUUGGUCCAGUUUUGGUGGGUUCUUCUGUCACGAUCGUCGGUAAGAGAUGAGGACCAAGGCGCAGCGUUGCAGACGAACAUACUCUUUAUUUAUGAUACACGAUCAAAACAACAAAACGAUAACGUGACAGUUCACGGUCUAACACAAACCAACUAGAAACAAGAACCCACAAACACAAAGGGAAAAACAGACAGUUUAAAUAUGGCUCCCAAUCAGAGACAACCAGCCACAGCUGACACUCGUUGCCUCUGAUUGGGAGUCACUCAGGCCAACAUAGAAAUAAACAAACUAGAACUCCCAACAUAGAAAUAGAAUACAUAGAUCUACACACCCUGGCUCAACAUAACAGUGUCCCCAGAGCCAGGGCGUGACAGUGUGUGUCUAUAAACAUCAAUAACGAGCAUGGUUUGUGCCUUUCUCUUCCAUAGUGUAUAUCCCCUGGAAUAGUGGAGACUGAGUUUGCCUUCCGGCACCACAACAGUGAUCCAGAGAAAGCAGCUGCUGUGUAUGAGAGUAUAAAAGUAAGGCAGCUAGACUGUGUGUGAGUCUGUGUGUGUGUGUGUGAGUCUGUGUGUGUAAGUCUGUGUGUGGGGGGGUGGGUUGGUGGAUGGUACAGGAGGUUGGUGGCACCUUAAUUGGGGAGGACGUGCUCAUGGUAAUGGCUGAAGCGGAAUCAGGUGAAUGGUAUCAAAUACAUCAAACACAUGGUUUCCAUGUGUUUGAUGCCAUUGCAUUUGCUCCGUUCCAGACAUUAUUAUGAGCCAUCCUCCCCUCAGCAGCCUCCUGUGGUCUUCUCUCAAUACAAAUACUUUAACAAACUGUAUUACUAAUUGGCCUUUUUUUCGUCUGCAGUGUUUGAAAGCACAAGACAUAGCCAGUGCAGUCACAUACGUUCUGGGCGCCCCUCCUCAUGUCCAGGUAAAGUAGUGCUCUGUCUGUCUGUUGCUUCUGUCAACACUUGGCUUACUUAUAUCCUGCCUCUCUCUCAAGUCAAGACUAACUCUUAGAUAGACUAAUGGUACUAUAUGUUGUCAAUGGCCCUGACCUGCAUAGUCUGAAACAGUGCGCUUUUAUAGAGGACAUUCAUGCAGUUUGUUGGGUGCCUCUAUUAUUUGUGUUUGUUUGUUUGUUUGUGUAUGUAACCCUGCUUGUCGGCCUCUAGAUCGGAGAUGUGCAGAUGAGGCCGGUGGAACAGAAGUCAUAG
This is a messenger RNA of Coregonus sp. 'balchen', 5950 nucleotides long. The record is from the annotation of a GenBank genome assembly. NCBI's taxonomy places the organism in Eukaryota, Metazoa, Chordata, Actinopteri, Salmoniformes, Salmonidae.